AUGUUGACCCUACCACUACGAGGGUCUUCCUCUCCAGCCGUUCCAUAUUCCUCUGAAUUCGAAGUCGAUCUUGAUGAUUCCAUGAUAGAUGAGGAUGAGCAUGAUACUCGGCGGAGUAAACCUGAAGAGGUGACUGUGUGCCUCGUCUUAUAUUCCCUACAAUUUGCUCUGAACCUCUGCCUCCGCCAGAACCACGAAGAGCACAAAGAGGUGCGGCCACGCGUCGAGCGCAGAAAAGCCACCACCCGUUUCACCGGCAUGCACGAAUUUGUUGCAGAAGAUGAUGGUGGCGUUUGCAGAAUGGACUGGCAGUCCCACGGAUGGAUGAUGGGACAUCCGUACUUAGCCAUUCUCGAGGCCAAGCGUGCGUUCAAAUACAUCCAUAGUGAUGACCGGACGGGAGACUGCAAACCAGUAGUGUCAAACGAGACACUUGCUCAGUAUCUUGGAGAAGCGGUUAUAACAUGGAGAGCAAACCGAGAUCUCCUAGGGCAAGAGGAGUAUACGGGCAGUGUUUUCCUUAUCGCGGCAACAAAUACUUUCCUCCGUUUUGACUGA
Molecule: messenger RNA, 558 nt
Organism: Penicillium diatomitis
Lineage: Eukaryota; Fungi; Ascomycota; Eurotiomycetes; Eurotiales; Aspergillaceae
Exons: 2
Coding region: 1-558 (185 amino acids)
Source: RefSeq, a predicted model, not a curated record